Molecule: messenger RNA, 975 nt
Organism: Penicillium paradoxum
Lineage: Eukaryota; Fungi; Ascomycota; Eurotiomycetes; Eurotiales; Aspergillaceae
Product: putative 3-oxo-5-alpha-steroid 4-dehydrogenase
Exons: 2
Coding region: 1-975 (324 amino acids)
Biological process (GO): polyprenol catabolic process; dolichol-linked oligosaccharide biosynthetic process
Cellular component (GO): endoplasmic reticulum
Molecular function (GO): 3-oxo-5-alpha-steroid 4-dehydrogenase activity
Source: RefSeq, a predicted model, not a curated record
AUGUCUCUGAUCUCCCAAUGGGUCGAUAAGACUCUAGAAGCCACGGGCAUGGAUGCAGUGGAUGCUCUACGCGCGUUCUUCCUUCUGGCCGCCGCCACGACCAUCUCAAUUAGCAUUCCAACCCCUCUACGGUCCCGCUUCCUCGUCUAUGGCCCUCGCGCAACCUCGGUCUCGAGCUCCACCGGCUCUGCACCAUCGAGCGGCCGGAACCCUUCCGCCGCGAGCAAGGGCUUCCUGGACUAUCUUGCGACUUGGCAGGUGCCACAUAGCUACUUUACGCAGUUCUACGUUGUAUCUGUCCUGUCAUCGGUGUUCUGGGUUGCGCAGUUCCUAUUGCGGGGUGUUGUGUUCCAAGCCAUUGCCUCCCGCGUUAGCGAGGAACAUCAAAAGCACUCUAUGUCCAUGUCUCAGCUAAUUGUCUGUUGGGCGUUGCUGGCUAUUCAGGGAUCGCGGAGACUGUGGGAGUGUAUUACUUUUUCAAAGCCCUCAUCGUCGAGGAUGUGGUUUGUUCACUGGCUGUUGGGCUUGGGAUUCUAUUUGGCUGCUGGUGUUGCUAUUUGGAUUGAAGGAUCAGGCACUAUGUUGACCACAAAACUGACCAUUGCCCAUCUGCAGAUGACCAAUGCCCCAAGUUUGCGCACUUUCUUACUCGUCCCACUCUUCCUCGUGGCGUCUGGUCUGCAGCAUGACUCUCAUCACUAUCUCUACUCGUUGAAAAAGUACACCCUCCCGGACCAUCCCAUGUUCCGCGGUAUUGUGUGCCCCCACUACGGUGCAGAAUGUGUUGUCUACCUCUCGUUGGCGCUGUUAGCUGCGCCACAGGGUGAAUGGAUCAACAAAACCAUGUUGUCUUGUCUGAUUUUUGUUGCGGUCAACCUAGGCUUGACAGCUCGCAAUACUAAGCAGUGGUAUGCGCAAAAGUUUGGCAAAGACUCGGUUCAGGACUGGUGGCUCAUGGUUCCUUAUGUCUACUAA